AUGGCUACGUUACUCACUACUCGACAUUGGGGAUCAGACGAAUCGUUUAAUUGCUUUGGCAAGAUGUUUGUGAGCAAGUUCACAAAAUCGCAAGAAAACCGUAACAAUAACAUAUUAACUCCAAUAUCUGAUUACGCGAAUGCAGAUAAAUCCCUUAAACAGUCUGCGAAACGAAACAUCGUUUCGAAAAUUACAAAAUUGAAGACCAAGACCUACAACGAAAUUAUUUUAGAAUCUAGCCACGUAAGUGUAGUAUGAUUUUCGUUCGAAAUGACACGCACAUUGAAAAAUAUAUAACUUAACCCCGCAGUGUACACAGUGAACUUGAGAAACAUAAAUAUCCACAUGCAGAUACCAGAAAGUGAAUUACUAGAUAUGUUACAAACGAUGGAGCUCGAUGCUAUGUACAUAUACUACGUACUUUAACCCUCGAAGUACGAGCCUGGGUACACACACGUUCCAGAUCCACUCACUCAAUUUU
Apis florea (little honeybee) is the source of this 481-nucleotide messenger RNA. RefSeq lists its product as uncharacterized. The record is from RefSeq and is a predicted model, not a curated record. Lineage: Eukaryota; Metazoa; Arthropoda; Insecta; Hymenoptera; Apidae.